AGCGCGUUUACCUUGAGGUCGAAGAGUUCCAUUCGACAACACCGUGAAUUUUCGCAAAGAUGGGUGUGAUCUGGCAGGGAACUAAAGCCGCACUGUUCUGUGGAGCUGCUUAUACCCUAGCGAAGGCUGACGUUUGGGGCGACAACAAAGCCACGAUCGAGUACGUGAACAGCAAAUGCGAAUCCAGUGACAGAAUCAAAUAUUACAAGAUGAUGAUCCCGAGCUCCGCUGAACUGAGAAUCCGGUUUGCGGACUCAUGGAAUAAUGGUGUGCGUUCGGUAUUCUCCUUUGUUGACAAUCUCCCAACGCAUACUGUCAACGCGGCAUGUUGGACCUCGACUCAGAUUCAACAAUUGGCCGCGACCGUAGGAGAAUCGAAAAAAGAAUCCUCAACAGCCCCGGCAGCACAGCAGGAAGCUGCCAAAAAGAAGUGAACAAAUAUGUUGUUUAGUUUUUCAAUUGCGGAAAAAUAAAAGAAUUCUAGUGU
Messenger RNA from Galendromus occidentalis (western predatory mite), 487 nucleotides. RefSeq lists its product as uncharacterized. Bases 60 to 434 code for a protein of 124 amino acids. The record is from RefSeq and is a predicted model, not a curated record. Lineage: Eukaryota; Metazoa; Arthropoda; Arachnida; Mesostigmata; Phytoseiidae. The transcript is spliced from 4 exons.